This is a messenger RNA of Pichia membranifaciens NRRL Y-2026, 330 nucleotides long. RefSeq lists its product as hypothetical. The record is from RefSeq and is a predicted model, not a curated record. The transcript has a single exon. The annotation marks the transcript as partial. Lineage: Eukaryota; Fungi; Ascomycota; Pichiomycetes; Pichiales; Pichiaceae.
AUAACGUGCAGCUUGCCCCCGCUGUGCUCCGAGGAGCCCCAGACGUUCAACACCUGGAAGCAGUACGAGUCGCACUAUAUAUCGAGCCACACAAACACGUGCACCGAAUGCAAGAGAAACUUCCCCUCCUCGAAACUCCUUGACUUGCACAUCACUGAGAACCACGAUCCCUUCACCAGAAUAAAGCUGCAGAAGGGCGAACCGGUUUUUGGGUGCUUUGUGGAGGGAUGCGACCGUGUUUUCAAGGACCACAAAAAGAGACGUCUCCACAUGAUCGACAAGCACGACUACCCAAAAGAGUUCAUCUUCAGCAUAGUUGACCGAGGCAUA